Molecule: messenger RNA, 2830 nt
Organism: Rana temporaria (common frog)
Lineage: Eukaryota; Metazoa; Chordata; Amphibia; Anura; Ranidae
Gene: SEMA4G
Product: semaphorin 4G
Exons: 15
Coding region: 317-2800 (827 amino acids)
Biological process (GO): neural crest cell migration; negative regulation of axon extension involved in axon guidance; axon guidance
Molecular function (GO): chemorepellent activity; semaphorin receptor binding
Source: RefSeq, a predicted model, not a curated record
UGGACUCGGCCACUAGGCGGCGAGGCUCUACCUGUGUGCUGAUGUGUGCUGUGCUCACUUCCUAGCAGCGCGUUGUCUUUGUGAGUCCGGAGGAACCUGCGUAUAUGUUGGAUGUGAUCGUGCAGGAGACAGCAGGGAGCCCUCCUGGGGUGACAGAUCGGGAGUAGUGCGGUGAUUGUAUGUUGUGGAGGAGCAUUGGUGAGGAUCCAGAGGGGGAGCUGCCUGCACUGACCCGGAUGAAAUUGCCAACGCCCCUUGUUUCAAUCUCAGAUCCCUUUGGUGACGACUAGUGAACACAGGAUUUACUUCAGAGAGGAUGAAGAGGCACGUGGCUUGUUACUUUGUGGCACUGUGCGCAAUGACAAUUGGAUAUACAUCAAAGAGGUCAGCUGCUGAUUUGGAUGCGACUCCCAGGAAAACUGUAACGUAUAACGAACUUUCUGAUGCCAAGCGAUUUAGUGAUAAAGUGAAGAAUUACACCACGUUACUGCUGGAGGAUGAAAAUGGAAUUAUUUUUGUGGGAGCGAGAGGAGCCAUCUUUUCUCUGAAUGCAACAGACAUUUCUCACCGAUCUCGCAGAACUAUCAAUUGGGAGGUCACUGCUGAAGAGACUAAAACAUGUCACAGCAAAGGCAAAAAUAUUCAGACCGAGUGCUUCAACCAUAUAAGGCUCUUGCAGAGAGUUAAUGAAACCCACCUGUAUGUCUGCGGGACGCAUGCCUUUGCUCCACAAUGCUGCUACAUUGACGUGAAGACAUUUGUUUUACCUUUAACAUGUGACGAUGGAAGAGAGAAGUGCCCAUUUGAUCCAGUUAUAGGGUACACUGGCUUUCUAAUUGAUGGGGUUCUGUACACAGCAUCAGGCUAUGGGUUCUACAGCGCACCGGACAUACGGAAAAAUGUUUCAGUGCUGCAUACAUUGAAAACCGAAGCUUCGCCUCUUCAAUGGCUGAAUGAUGCUGAGUUUGUGUCCUCCUCUUUGGUUCAAGAAAGUGUAAAUUCUGCAAUAGGAGAUGAUGAUAAAAUCUACUACUUCUUCAAUGAACAAGUCAAGGAAGAAAGUUCUGAGUUUCUAGCCAACACCAAAGUUGCAAGAGUUGCUCGAGUGUGCAAGAGUGACAUGGGAGGAAAGAAGAUCUUACAGAGGAAAUGGACAUCAUUCCUAAAGGCGCGAUUAGCCUGCUUCAUGCCGUACUAUGAAACAUUAAAGAGCGCAUACACCCUAGAGGUGGGGGCCUGGAAUACGACCAUCUUCUACGGAGCCUUUAUUUUACAAUGGAGAAACAUGGAAGCCUCAGCAGUUUGCCGGUAUAGCAUAACAGAUAUUCACGAUGUGUUUGAGGGUGAUUACAUGGAAUAUCAAAAUAAUUUGCGGAAAUGGUCUCGAUAUCAAGGGAAUCCACCAAGGCCAAGACCAGGUUCUUGCAUUACAAAUGAACUGCGAAGCAGCAAUUACACCACUUCUCAGGAUCUCCCCAAUAAUGUCCUGGAUUUCGUAAAACUCCAUCCUCUCAUGGCGGAGGCGGUAAAGUCCAUUGACAAGCAACCAGUUCUCAUGAAGAAGAACAUCAUUUAUACCCAGAUUGCGGCAGACAGAGUCACAGCUCUGGAUAAGGAACAAUACGAUGUUCUGUUUCUUGGCACAGAUAAUGGUUGGAUUCACAAGGCAGUAGUCAUCAAAUCCCAAGUUCAUAUCAUAGAGGAGAUCCAGAUCUUCAAAAAGUCACAGCCGGUAGAGAAAUUGGUUAUCUCCAAGAAACAGAAUAGUUUGUAUAUCGGAGCACAGAGUGGAGUUCUCCAGUUACCACUGUCUGGAUGUAGCCGAAGCACCUCAUGCUAUGACUGUAUCCUAGCCCGAAACCCGUAUUGUGGGUGGGAUGGCAAAGUCUGUCGAGAACCUCGAACAUCACAGGACAUGGUACAGAUGACGCAGGAUAUGCAGAAUGGUAACGGAGGAUGUUUAAACAACACAGACCAGGUUGUUCCAAUGAAGAAACUGAGAACUGUCUUGAAAGGAGAUGAUGUCCUUCUGCAGUGUGACCUUUGGUCCAACCUAGCUAAGCCUCUUUGGCUAGUGAAUGGCACUGACCCUUUGGAAGAGGACGAUGGUCGCCUUCGAGUGGGAAUCGAUGGGCUCCUCAUCACAGAUGCUCUUUUGGAAUACAGUGGAGAAUAUGACUGUUACUCUGAAGAAAAUGGCUUGCAGUCUAUAAUUGCUUCAUAUAACGUCAGUGUUCUACUACAGCUGCCAAAACCAUCUGAUGCUACCCCCAACAACCAGCUGCCAACACCAGCACCUCGAUCUUCUUCCAAGCUGGAAUUUGUGUACAUUUCUAUCAUCACGAUCCUUGGUGGACUCUGCUUAGUCCUUUCUAUAGUUCUAUUGUAUGUUUCUUGCCAGCAAAAAAGAAAGGGCAAAUAUGCAAUGCGCAAUUCUCGGAUAACCAGCGUAGAACUUCAGACGGUGUCUUCAAACUUCAAGGACAAGUCUGAGGAACAUCCUCAUUAUUCUGAUGGAUGCCUUCAGAUAAUUCCAGGAGAGGCACCAACUGCAUCUCCCAUCAAAACAAAUCCUCCUCCUCCACCACCACCACCUCCUUUACCAUCAGAGUUCACCAAUGGGAUCAGUACCCUGCCUAACAUGCUGAGGAAAAUGAAUGGUAACAGCUACAUGCUUUUAAGACAGAGUGAGGAGGCAAGUUCUCCUUUGUACAAUUCAUUCACAGAGGAACUUAGCAAGAUCUUGGAGAAAAGGAAACAUACGCAGUUGGUUGAAAAGCUGGAUGAAAGUUCAGUUUAGUAAAAACUAAUGAGAUACUGUGAAAAAAAA